UAGUCCUUGUCAUUUGACCCGGAAACACAUUAACCUGUUUACGUCAUUUGGUGACCUAAAAUGGCGGAGUCGGAGGAGGAGGUGGAUGUGUUGGUCCAGAGAGUUGUUAAAGACAUCACGAACGCCUUCAAAAGGAACCCGAACAUUGAUGAAAUCGGUGUGAUUCCAUGUCCGGAGGCGCGCUACAAUCGCAGUCCCAUCGUGUUGGUGGAAAACAAGCUGGGCGUUGAGAGCUGGUGUGUCAAGUUUUUGCUGCCGUAUGUCCACAACAAGCUGGUGUUGUACCGCCAGCGGAAACAUUGGCUGGAUAGGGAAGCUUUAGUGGAUAUCACCUCCACCCUGUUGCUGCUGAAUCCGGACUUCACCACUGCAUGGAAUGUCAGGAAAGAGUUGCUGCAGUGUGGAGUUUUUAACCCUGAGAAAGACCUCUACCUUGGCAAGUUGGCGCUCACUAAAUUCCCCAAGAGCCCAGAGACAUGGAUACAUCGACGCUGGGUACUGCAGCAAAUCCUGCGACGGUUCUCCGCCCUGGACUGCAGUGGAAAGCAGCAGCAGCAGCAGCGGGGUGAAGCAGAGCAGGGCGAUGCGGAAAGAAGUCAGCAGCUCAGCGAGCAACUGGCUCGAACACUCCAGCAAGAGCUCACGGUCUGCUCCGACGCCGCUUGUCGUUACCCUAGCAACUACAACGCAUGGUCCCACCGCAUAUGGGUGCUGCAACACAUGGCCAAAGGCAACGUCAAGGUUUUACACGAUGAGCUGUCCUCCAUGGGUCAGUGGGUGUCAAUGCAUGUGUCGGACCACAGCGGCUUCCACUACCGUCAGUUCCUGCUCAAGGAGCUAAUUGCCGAGUUUUCUCAAACACGAGCUCCCGGCAACAGCAGCUCACUCCAGCAUCCGUCCAGAACCGUCCCCGGCAGCUGUCCCUUACAUUCCAGCAACUUUCAGGCGAAUGGAGAGCUUUCAGGAACAGAAGAACUGGAUGAAAACGAGCGGGAGCUUAAAUUAGCCAAACUGUUUGAGCUCUUCCACCAGGAGAUGGAACUGUGCACUGAUCUGAUCCAGUCUUUCCCUGGACAUGAGACACUGUGGAGUCACAGGCGGCACGUCUUCUACUUGUGGCACCAGUGGAGGUUAGAGCAUCAUCUCCAACACUUGAACAGCAACGGCGGCAGUUUCCACCACGACGCCGGUGACUCGGGCCUGCCGAAGCCGGGCGCUCCGGGCUGUAGAGAUUGGGGGGAUGAUGUGGACAGACAAAGGCACGCUGUUAUGGAAGUAGACGGCGUAUCGCCGCCCGAUCCUCGCGACAGCAAGCGUCUGAAGAGAGGUGUCCACCCACCGAGCCUCCCCAACCUGGCCUCGGAGAGCACGUUUGUGAGCGUUAUCUUGGAGCGCCCGUGUAAUGCCGAGCAGAGACGCUUUGCCUCGGCCUACAAGAGGUGGUUGGACACAGUCAUCGGUAAGGAGCUCUGAGAAGAUUCAUCCUUUUUUUUUUUUUACAUGUUCCUUUUCUACACGCAGACUAACUGCUAGUAUUUCAACACAGCCGUGACAUUAACAAGCAAUCACAACGCAACAUAUAAUCUUAUUCUUUUCAAUAACCUCAUCUCCGCCACUGUGACUUGUAAAGUCAUUUACUGAGUAAAAUUCUAUGUUUCUUCUAAUACCUACUGAGUAAUAUAUGUUGCUUACUUCUAUUCAUAUCUAGUUCAUGUAGGCAUGUAAUAAUAUGAAGAAAAAAUGUUUUAUAAUGCAUUGUAAAGAUGUAUCAGUAUGUAGCAAAGUGCAGCCAAAAAACAUUAUUAUGCACGUACUUCAAUAGGUUGAAGUACAUGCAGUGUUUUAACAGUACACGUGUACUUUGAAGGCGCUAAAGCUCUUACCUUUUCUGGUACGACACACUACUACGGUACAAUGCAAUACUACAGCCACUGUAAAAUGUGUACUGUACACAAUUCUGGAGAUAAGUGUUUUAACAGUAUAAUCAUGCUAGUACUUUUCUUUCUGUACAAUAAAGAUAAGAGCAAAACGUGUAGUUGUGUCACACAUGACAGGCUAUGAUAUUAUUAUUA
This is a messenger RNA of Doryrhamphus excisus (bluestripe pipefish), 2072 nucleotides long. RefSeq names its product protein prenyltransferase alpha subunit repeat containing 1 (gene ptar1). NCBI's taxonomy places the organism in Eukaryota, Metazoa, Chordata, Actinopteri, Syngnathiformes, Syngnathidae. The record is from RefSeq and is a predicted model, not a curated record. Gene Ontology annotation, cellular component: cytoplasm. Gene Ontology annotation, biological process: protein prenylation. Gene Ontology annotation, molecular function: protein prenyltransferase activity.